Pseudomyrmex gracilis is the source of this 677-nucleotide messenger RNA. RefSeq lists its product as uncharacterized. The transcript is spliced from 3 exons. The record is from RefSeq and is a predicted model, not a curated record. The coding region runs from base 334 to 642 and encodes 102 amino acids. NCBI's taxonomy places the organism in Eukaryota, Metazoa, Arthropoda, Insecta, Hymenoptera, Formicidae.
GUCUUCCUUUCGAACACGCAAUGCAAAAUCUACACGCAUAUAUAUUAAAGAUAGAACGAUAGUUCGAAACGUUUGUAGCUUUUUAUUUUGAGCGUAGCUGAAAUGUCAUCAUUGGUUGAACAACGCGCUUAAAGGUGAAAUAACCUCUUGUCGAAUUUUGGCGGUUAAAUUUUUCAAAACUUUGCGACGCCGGCUAUAUAAAUCAAUUUGCGGCAUAUCGAACGUGUACGUUUAAUGUGUGUGCAUAUGUUUAUAACAAUCUGCAAUAAUACGGUUCUUUGAUCUAACUCCGAAUAAUAUAUGCAAAGUCAUUUCUAACAAUCCGAAUAAACAAUGGCAUCGACUGACGAGUCGGAAGCCGACAUCGAGAUGAAAAUUCACAAGACACUGUACUCCAUCAAUGACAUUACCGUGAAGAUAAAAAAGGAAUUGGAGAUGAUAAAUGAAUUUGUGAAAAAGGACGGGCAUUUGCACACGGUGGCAAAAGCGGCGAACGAGGUUUUAUCCAAAAAGGCUCAAGAGAUGGGACUAAACGUAGCAGAGAUCACUGAUCAGAGUAAACAGAAAGGAAGGUCAGAUUCUACUUUGAUUACAGCCUCAAUAGUUACAGAAAAAAUGGAUCAACUUAUGAAUAACGUUUAAAAAACUAUGAAACUGAUAUUUUUUUUCCAUUAUUG